Letharia lupina is the source of this 1311-nucleotide messenger RNA. RefSeq lists its product as uncharacterized. The record is from RefSeq and is a predicted model, not a curated record. Gene Ontology annotation, biological process: transmembrane transport. The transcript is spliced from 2 exons. The coding region runs from base 1 to 1311 and encodes 436 amino acids. Gene Ontology annotation, molecular function: transmembrane transporter activity. Lineage: Eukaryota; Fungi; Ascomycota; Lecanoromycetes; Lecanorales; Parmeliaceae.
AUGUCUGGCACCGCUGAGCUUGUCAAUGACUCUUCGGAGCCAAAGAUCCACGAGACACAGGCUAUUGCGUUGCCAUUGAGUGAUUCAGACUUGGCGGUCGACCUUCCACCAGAUGGUGGAUAUGGCUGGGUCUGCGUCGCGUCCGUCUUCAUCAUCAAUGGCUUCACUUGGGGUGUUACUGCUUCAUACGGCGUCUACCUCGCCCAUUACCUGUCCGCCAACAUCUACCCAGACGCAUCCAGCAUCGACUUCGCUUUCAUCGGCGGUCUCAAUUUCUCCAUGGCUAUGCUUGUAGCUCCUGUCGUCACGAUCCUUGCGAGGAGGUUCGGGACGCAGACACCCAUGCUAUUUGGAGCGGUGCUGCUAGCGGCCGGUUAUAUCUCUGCGUCCUUUGCUCAUCGUAUCUGGGAGCUUUUUCUUUCUCAAGGCGUGCUCGUCGGCUUUGGCGUUGGAUUCGUAUCCAUCCCAAGUAUUGCGAUUCUAUCGCAAUGGUUUGAGAAGAAGCGCAGCCUAGCGAGCGGCAUCGCUUCAGCUGGCUCAGGCAUAGGAGGCCUGAUUUUUUCAUUCGCAACACAGGCUAUGAUCGAGAACAUCUCUUUGGCAUGGUCCCUCCGCAUCACGGGGAUCAUCGCUGGCAUGAUGAACGUGGUAGCUGCGUUGAUGAUUCGAAAUCGCAACAAGGCUAUCAAGCCUCCCCAGCGUGGAUUCGAUACGAAGUUGCUGCGUAGGUACGAUGUGUUCCUGUUGCUUUCCUGGGCAUUCGUCAGCAUGCUCGGCUAUGUCACUAUCCUGUUCUCGCUUUCGGAUUUCGCACGCUCGAUUGGGCUUUCAGCCAGCAAGGCAGCUGCUGUAUCUGCGUUCCUCAACUUAGGCACUGCGGUUGGACGGCCGUUGGUUGGAGUAGCCAGCGAUUACUUUGGUCGCAUGGAGACAGCUGGAGUGCUGACGCUGAUUUGCGGUUUCACGUGCUUCGCUAUCUGGCUGCCUGCAACAUCGUACGGGGUGACUAUACUCUUCGUCAUUGUUAGCGGAGCCUUCUUUGGCGUCUUUUGGAUGACCAUCGGACCCAUCUGCGUCGAAGUUGCUGGUUUAGUGGAACUGGCUUCUUUGCUCUCUCUAUCAUGGAUGUCGGUCGUAUUACCCACGACUUUCGCAGAAGUCAUCGCACUUGAGCUUCGUCGUCCCGGGUCCAGGCGUGAUUAUCUCUAUCCUCAGAUCUUUGCUGGUUUGGCGUAUAUUGUGGCCAGUGGGUGUAUGUAUGAGCUGCGACGGUUCAAGCAGAAGCAGAAGUGGCGGGAAGCCUGCACGUGA